AUAUCUAUCGUCUUUGAUUCUUUAGGUCUUUUACAUUCACACCUAUUUCAAUGUUAAUUAGGUCGGUCGGUGGUUUCCAGUCCACCCAUUAUAUUCUUUUGGACGACUACCACAAAUUUCACAAAAAUUUACAGUCGUUAUUUCAAUAAUAAUUGAGUACUCAUCGUUUUUGUAACGGUAUCAUCAUUUUUCAUUUGAUGUCACAUUUAUAUAGACUCAAGAUUUAAAACUAAACAGUUAUAUGUAGUCGUUAUGCAGAAAUGUAUAAUUUGUUAAGGAUUUAUAAAUUCAAAGAACGUCCGAAAUGGCUAAGGAUGACCCGAGUGGGAUUUAUGAUUCAUAUAAAGAGGACAAAGUAAUUGAAAUAAAAAUUGUAUAUUUCAUCUACUUGUUCUCUUCUUCUAUAGUUUUUAUACAUAAACAAAUACUUAGUCUCCACCACUUACACAGAUCAUUGCUUCCAACACAAAGGUUUCUUCUUCCAUAGCAACUGAAUCGGCAUCUUAAUCCCCAAACAGGUAUGCUUGAAAUGUUUGUUUCUUACCAGAACAAAACCCGCCUUUCUUUGUGAAUAGAUUCUAUGUGUUUUCUUGUGGUUACUAAUCUUGAUUUAGGGUCAAGAAAGCAAAAAGAUUCAACUUUUAAACACAGGAUUCUUUGUCUGUCGGAGACUAGUAAGAUAAUAAGGAUUUUUUUGUGUUUUCUUGUGGAACAAUUUUUAGGGCUUAUUAGGGUUCUUGAUUUCAUCCAAUGGGUUCUUACUCGGCUGGCUUCCCUGAAUCUUUGGACUGGUUUGAUUUUCCCGGUUUAGGAAAUGGAUUAUAUCUAAAUGAUCAACCUUUGUUAGAUACUGGAUGUGUUCCUCCUCUUCCUCCAGAGCCGCCAUCAUAUUCUCAACAGAAUCUUGCUUCUGCGGACGCUGAUUUCUCUGAUUCGGUUCUGAAAUACAUAAGCCAAGUGCUUAUGGAAGAAGACAUGGAAGACAAGCCUUGUAUGUUUCAUGAUGCUUUGUCUCUUCAAGCAGCUGAGAAAUCUCUCUAUGAAGCUCUAGGCGAAAAGUACCCGGGAGAUGAUGAUUCUUCUCAGCCUCUGAUUACUACUACUAGACCUGCUCCAUUGACACCGAUUCCGAAUAACUUUGUUUUCCAGUCCACUUCUAAAAGAUCUAGUCCAAUUCCACAGUCUGUUGUUUUCGGGUCAGGUCUUAGUAAUGAUUUGGUUUCUAAUAUGUUUAACGAUAAGGACAUGGCGUUACAGUUCAAGAAAGGAAUGGAGGAAGCUAGUAAGUUCCUUCCUAAAAGUUCUCAGUUGGUUAUAGAUAUUAAAAAUUACACGCCGGCUUUGGGAUCCAAGGAGAAGAACAACUCUGUUCCUUACAAAAUGACCGGGAAGAAAAGCCAAUUGCGUGAAGAUGAACAUUCUGAUGAAGAAAGAAGUAAGAAGCAAGCAGCUGUUUAUGUUGAUGAAGCUGAGCUGACUGAGAUGUUUGACAAGGUUCUGAUAUUUGGCGAGCCUAAGGAACCACCAGUAUGCAUUCUUCAGGAGAGUUUCCAGAAGGAACCAGCGGUUAGUAAGAGUCAUAAAGGCGAGAAACCGGCGGCUAAUGAUAAAGAAACACCUGAUCUAAGAACCAUGUUGGUUUCUUGUGCUCAAGCUGUCUCGAUUAAUGAUCGAAGAACUGCUGACGAUCUGUUAACUCGGAUUAGGCAAUACUCUUCAUCUUACGGCGAUGGGACAGAGAGAUUGGCUCAUUAUUUCGCUAACAGUCUUGAAGCACGGUUGGCUGGGAUAGGUACACAGGUUUAUACCGCCUUGUCUUCCAAGAAAACAUCUGCUUCGGACAUGUUGAAAGCUUACCAGACAUACAUAUCGGUCUGCCCGUUCAAGAAAAUCGCAACCAUAUUCGCUAACCACAGUAUCAUGCGGUUGGCUUCUACUGCAAAUGCCAAAACCAUCCACAUCAUUGAUUUUGGGAUAUCUUAUGGUUUUCAGUGGCCUUCUCUGAUUCAUCGACUUGCUUGGAGACGUGGUUCAUCCUGUAAGCUUCGUAUAACCGGUAUAGAGCUGCCUCAACGUGGGUUUAGACCAGCCGAGGGAGUUAUUGAGACGGGCCGUCGGUUGGCUAAGUAUUGUCAGAAGUUUAAUAUUCCGUUUGAGUACAAUGCGAUUGCGCAGAAAUGGGAUACAAUCAAGUUGGAGGACUUGAAGCUAAAAGAAGGCGAGUUUGUAGCUGUUAACUCGUUGUUUCGGUUUAGGAACCUUCUAGAUGAGACGGUGGCAGUGCACAGCCCGAGAGAUGUGGUUCUGAAGCUAAUAAGGAAGAUUAAACCAGACGUGUUCAUGCCCGCGAUCCUAAGUGGAUCCUACAACGCGCCUUUCUUUGUCACGAGGUUUAGAGAAGUUCUGUUUCAUUACUCAUCUCUGUUUGACAUGUGUGACACGACCCUGACACGAGAUGAUCCAAUGAGGGUAAUGUUUGAGAAAGAGUUCUACGGGAGGGAGAUCAUGAACGUGGUGGCUUGCGAGGGGACAGAGAGAGUGGAGAGGCCAGAGAGUUAUAAGCAGUGGCAGGCGAGAGCGAUGAGAGCCGGGUUUAGACAGAUUCCGCUGGACAAGGACCUGGUUCAGAAACUGAAGUUGCUGGUGGAAAAUGGAUACAAAACUAAAGAGUUUGAUGUUGAUCAAGAUUGUAGCUGGUUGCUUCAGGGCUGGAAAGGUAGGAUAGUGUAUGCUUCAUCUAUUUGGGUUCCUUUGUAGACAGUUUGUUACUUUGUUCUUCUUACAACCCAAGCUACUGAUUCUAUUAUAGGGUUUUGUGCUGAUAUCUUUAUCUCACACAUGACAUCUAGAUUUGUAUAUUGGUAAAGGUUUAGGGUUAUUGCCUUCUUGAGGGGGGUUCUCUGCUUUCGGUAACAGUAUCUUAUUAGACACAAGUGAGAGAUAGUUCUCCACGCAUGAUCCCAUGAUGUAAAAAAACUAUUGUACUUGUAACAUUUUAAUGUAUAUAGAUAGGGUUGGAUAA
Molecule: messenger RNA, 3022 nt
Organism: Camelina sativa (false flax)
Lineage: Eukaryota; Viridiplantae; Streptophyta; Magnoliopsida; Brassicales; Brassicaceae
Source: RefSeq, a predicted model, not a curated record